AUGCUGUGUGUAUGUGUGUUUGACCCUUUCUCUUUUCUUUGUGUCUCUUGUUCAGAGUGCAGGGGAAAGUGGGAGGGACCAAACGGCGGCAUCACUAACUUUGAUAACUUCUUCUUUGCCAUGUUAACUGUGUUCCAGUGCAUCACAAUGGAGGGCUGGACAGACGUCUUGUACUGGAUGAAUGAUGCAAUUGGUUUUGAGCUGCCGUGGGUUUACUUUGUCAGUCUGGUCAUCUUUGGAUCCUUCUUUGUCCUCAACCUUGUGUUGGGUGUGUUGAGCGGAGAAUUCUCUAAGGAGAGAGAGAAGGCGAAAGCUCGCGGUGAUUUCCAGAAGCUUCGUGAGAAACAGCAGAUGGAGGAGGAUCUGUGUGGAUAUAUGGACUGGAUCACUCAGGCUGAGGACAUUGAUGAGUUUGAUGAGGAUGGGAACAGACUACAUUUCUAUUGUCGUGCCCUGCGCCGCUGGAACCGUUACAUCCGUAGAAACUGUCGUACAGCAGUGAAAUCUGUGACAUUCUAUUGGUUGGUCCUGAUCCUGGUCUUCCUCAACACGGCUCUCAGUGCCUCAGAACAUUAUAACCAACCAGACUGGCUCACAGACGUUCAGGAUAUUGCCAAUAAGGUUCUUCUCUCGUUGUUCACAGUGGAGAUGUUGUUGAAAAUGUACAGUCUGGGGUUGCAGGCAUAUUUUGUGGCAUUUUUCAACCGUUUUGAUUGUUUUGUCGUGUGCGGUGGGAUUCUGGAGACAGUUCUAGUGGAGAUGGAGAUCAUGCCACCUCUAGGCAUCUCAGUGUUGCGCUGCGUCCGCCUGCUUCGGAUCUUCAAAGUCACACGCCAUUGGACGGCUUUGUCCAAUCUGGUGGCCUCGCUACUGAAUUCAAUGAAGUCCAUUGCCUCCCUGCUGCUGUUGCUCUUCCUCUUCCUCAUCAUCUUUGCUCUGCUUGGCAUGCAGUUAUUUGGAGGGAAGUUCAACUUUGACGAGACGCAAACCAAGAGAAGUACCUUUGAUUCCUUUCCUCAGGCCCUGCUCACCUGCUUUCAGAUAUUAACAGGUGAAGACUGGAAUGUAGUAAUGUAUGAUGGUAUCAUGGCAUACGGCGGCCCGGUUUUCCCUGGAAUGAUCGUCUGUCUUUAUUUUGUGAUUUUGUUCAUUUGUGGUAAUUAUAUCCUGCUGAACGUCUUCUUGGCCAUUGCUGUCGACAACUUAGCAGGAGGCGAUGGAGACAAUAAGAAAAAUGAAGAAAAAAAAGAGGGACCGGGUGAAGGUGAAAGUGAAAGAGAGAACAAAGAGGUGAAGGUGGACAUGGAUGAUGAGUAUGAGGAAGAGGAGGAGCCUGAAGAGGGAGAUGAUGGAGAAGAAGGGAUAACUCAGCUCAAUGUUGCUGACUUCGCUCCUCCUAAAGAGAAAGUUCUACCAAUCCCAGAGGGCAGCGCAUUCUUCUGCCUCAGCAAGACCAACCCAAUAAGAGUGGGCUGCCAUACCGUGAUCCAUCACCACAUCUUCACUAAUCUCAUCCUGGUCUUCAUCAUUCUCAGCAGCAUUUCUCUGGCUGCGGAGGACCCUAUCAGAGCUCACUCCUUCAGGAACAAUGUGUUGGGUUAUGCUGAUUAUGCUUUCACUUCUAUAUUCACUGUGGAGAUCUUACUGAAGAUGACAGUGCAUGGCGCAUUCCUCCAUCAGGGUUCCUUUUGUAGAAACUGGUUUAAUUUGUUGGAUCUUUUGGUGGUCACUGUGUCUCUGGUCUCCUUCUUCUUACAUUCGAGUGCCAUCUCUGUAGUGAAGAUCCUAAGGGUGCUCAGAGUUCUGAGGCCUCUUCGAGCGAUCAACAGAGCCAAAGGACUUAAGCAUGUGGUACAGUGUGUGUUUGUGGCUAUAAGGACUAUCGGGAACAUCAUGAUCGUCACCACUCUACUUCAGUUCAUGUUUGCGUGCAUCGGUGUUCAGCUUUUCAAGGGAAAAUUUUAUCGUUGCACAGAUGAAGCUAAAAACACUCCAGAACAGUGCAAGGGCACAUUUGUGGUGUAUAAAGAUGGAGAUGUGAGUCAUCCAAUGGUGAGAGAGAGGAUCUGGAUCAACAGUGAAUUCAACUUCGAUAAUGUACUGAUGGGAAUGAUGGCCCUGUUUACAGUCUCCACUUUUGAGGGUUGGCCAGCGCUGCUCUACAAAGCCAUUGAUGCCAAUGCAGAAAAUCACGGCCCCAUUUACAACUACCGUGUGGAGAUCUCUAUAUUCUUCAUCGUCUACAUCAUCAUCAUCGCCUUCUUCAUGAUGAACAUCUUCGUGGGUUUUGUCAUCAUCACUUUUCGUGAGCAAGGAGAGGCUGAGUUCAAGAACUGUGAGCUGGACAAAAAUCAGAGACAGUGUGUGGAAUACGCCCUAAAGGCCCAGCCGCUGAAGCUGUACAUCCCCAAAAACCCAGUGCAGUACAAGUUCUGGUCUAUAAUCAACUCCACAGGGUUUGAGUACAUCAUGUUUGUGCUGAUUCUCCUCAACACUGUUACUCUCGCUGUGCAGCACUAUGACCAGUCAAAAUUUUUUAGUUAUGUGAUGGACAUCCUCAAUAUGGUUUUCACCGGCCUUUUCACUGUGGAGAUGAUUAUUAAACUGAUGGCUCUCAGACUCAGGCAUUACUUUAUCGACGCAUGGAAUUCCUUUGAUGCUCUGAUUGUGGUGGGAAGUGUGGUGGACAUUGUGGUUACAGAGUUCAGUAGCUCAGAGGACAGCUCUCGUGUGUCCAUUACUUUCUUCCGCCUGUUUCGUGUAAUGCGAUUGGUUAAGCUGCUCAGCAAGGGAGAGGGCAUUCGUACCCUGCUCUGGACUUUUGUGAAAUCACUCCAGGCCCUGCCGUAUGUUGCUCUUCUGAUCGCUAUGAUCUUCUUCAUCUAUGCUGUAAUUGGAAUGCAGACCUUCGGAAAGAUCGCCAUGCAUGACCACACACAAAUUAACAGGAACAACAAUUUUCAGACUUUUCCGCAGGCUGUGCUGCUUCUUUUCAGGUGUGCAACAGGUGAAGCGUGGCAGGAGAUCAUGUUGGCCAGUCUUCCAGGAAAGCGCUGUGACCCAGAGUCAGACUUUGAACCCGGGGAAGAAUUCUCCUGCGGCAGCAACAUUGCCAUUGUCUACUUUAUCAGUUUCUUUAUGCUCUGUGCCUUCUUGAUUAUUAAUCUGUUUGUUGCUGUCAUUAUGGACAAUUUUGACUAUCUGACCCGUGAUUGGUCAAUUCUCGGGCCACAUCACCUGGAUGAGUUUAAAAGAAUCUGGUCAGAGUAUGACCCUGAAGCCAAGGGUCGUAUAAAACAUUUGGAUGUAGUGGCUUUGCUCAGGAGAAUCCAGCCGCCACUUGGAUUUGGAAAGCUCUGCCCUCACCGUGUGGCCUGCAAGAGGCUGGUUGCCAUGAAUAUGCCCCUGAACAGUGAUGGUACGGUGACCUUCAAUGCCACCCUGUUUGCCCUGGUCAGAACUGCUCUGAAAAUUAAAACUGAGGGGAACCCUGAUCAAGAGAACGAAGAUUUGAGAAUCAUCAUUAAGAAGAUUUGGAAGAGAACAAAACCCAAAAUAUUGGAUGAGGUUAUUCCACCCCCUGCUGAGGAGGAAGUGACUGUGGGUAAAUUCUAUGCCACAUUCUUGAUCCAGGACUAUUUCAGGAAGUUCCGGAAAAGGAAAGAGAUAGUGGGUCUGGGAGAUUCAGAGAAUGGUAACCCUUUAGCUCUACAGGCGGGGCUGCGAACUCUGCAGGACCUGGGGCCAGAAAUGAGACUGGCCAUGAACGAAGAUCUGGAGGAGGAAGAGGAGGGCCUGGAGGAGGAGCAAGUGGAAGAUGAUCCAUGUUAUAAGAACGAAAAUGGCUAUGCAGGCCACACUGAGCCCUCAAGCAAAAGCCGGCGCUCCUCUUUGGCCACUACUCCCAGCGGUGCUCCGGUUCCUGUCUCAGGAGAUGGCAUCCUAAAUGGGGGACUGGGACGUAGGAGCUCCUUAGCAAAAACACCAAAUGGGAAUGGCACUCUGGAGCACGAGAACUUCAGAAGAAGAGACAGCAUGCGUUCCUCCUUUCAUUACCAACACAAGAAUGGCGUGACUGACCAGCUGCCCAGGAGACCAUCAUAUUACAAAUACCCAAGGAGAGACUCCAGGGACAGAUUCUCUUCUCCACUAUCUCGGAGAGAGGAAGAUGGUGAGUACCCUGGAGAGCAGCGCUUCUAUGGAAAAGAUGAGGACAGCGAGAGCGUCAUCUCUAGAGAAAGGCACAGUUAUCCAGAGGACAGCACAAUGUACCCGGUACAUAGAGACAUGUGUGAUGGACACUCUAUGAGGCACCCUGUCUACGGUAAACAUUAUGGAAACAGUUAUGGUGAAGGCAGGAGGACGGCACGGAGACGCCUGCUGCCAGCAACACCUACUGGGAGAAAGGCUUCAUUUAACAUACAGUGUUUAAGAAGGCAAGGUAGCAACGAUGAUCUGCCCAUCCCAGGAACAUACCAUCAGAACUCCCCACCCUGCAGAGUGCGUUCACAGGGAUACGGCAGCUACGAUUCUCGUCAAAGCAGCGCUAGAUCAUCCACGGGUUCAACAGCCAGUCAUUAUUCAACAGCAUCCUGGGCAAACACCGGCCCUCGACGGGGUCGUCUCCUCUAUGCUCCCCUCAUCCUGGUAGAGGAGGAGGAGGGAGCAGGAGGGGCAUCUGUGGGCAUCUGGGACAAACAGGCCAGUGCCGUCGGAGUGCCUGCGUCGGUUCGGCAUCCCAGUUCGGGAUGGUACUCGGGACCCUCUACGGGUGGAGGAGGGCAGCCGUAUAGAGCCUACACUACCCUCAGAGUCCCCACCCAACUCAGUCCUCAAUACAGCGAGAAGAGAGGCAGCGCUGACAGUCUGGUGGAAGCGGUCUUGAUCUCUGAGGGUUUGGGGUUGUAUGCCAAGGACCCAAAAUUUGUAGCCUUUGCCAAGCGUGAGAUUGCAGAUGCCUGUCACAUGACCAUAGAUGAGAUGGAAAGUGCUGCAAGUGAUCUCUUGAGUCGUGUGGGCCCUGGGGAGAGCCAAGGCUUCUCAGCCAUAUACAGUGAUGAGGAGCCGAUAAGGAGCCACGAGGAAGAGGAAUUGGCUGAUGAGAUGACUUGUGUUACAUCUUUUUGAAUAACAGAAAAAGAGCCAAUCAGGUCAUCAGUAGGUGGAGCAACAGAAUCCUGACUGAACAAUCAUGCUGUUCUGAGUCACAGAAAGACUCUGGUGAGAAAAAGGUUUUGCUCUGAAAUAUUGUUACCAGUUCAUGCUCAAUCUGUGAAAGAGACCAGCUCCAAUUUACCCUGUCAACAUGGCAGUUUUAAAUUCUUUAAAUUCAGAUCUCUGAAAGGACUUGUUUUAUAAACAGCUUAUCAUGUUGAACAUGUUUUAUAUAUGUAAAUGUGUUUUUACUCCAUCAUUCAUGUCUAUGGUUGUCUAUUUAUUUUUAAACGUCAUUUACAGAUGGAUUCU
This is a messenger RNA of Sinocyclocheilus grahami, 5466 nucleotides long. RefSeq names its product voltage-dependent L-type calcium channel subunit alpha-1F-like. Lineage: Eukaryota; Metazoa; Chordata; Actinopteri; Cypriniformes; Cyprinidae. The coding region runs from base 1 to 5127 and encodes 1708 amino acids. Gene Ontology annotation, molecular function: high voltage-gated calcium channel activity. The record is from RefSeq and is a predicted model, not a curated record. Gene Ontology annotation, cellular component: voltage-gated calcium channel complex; membrane. Gene Ontology annotation, biological process: calcium ion import across plasma membrane. The transcript is spliced from 41 exons.